Molecule: messenger RNA, 3331 nt
Organism: Hemicordylus capensis (graceful crag lizard)
Lineage: Eukaryota; Metazoa; Chordata; Lepidosauria; Squamata; Cordylidae
Product: kynurenine/alpha-aminoadipate aminotransferase, mitochondrial-like
Exons: 13
Coding region: 1913-3229 (438 amino acids)
Biological process (GO): biosynthetic process
Molecular function (GO): pyridoxal phosphate binding; L-kynurenine:2-oxoglutarate transaminase activity
Source: RefSeq, a predicted model, not a curated record
GGCUGAUCGAUCGAUCUCCCUCCAAAACAGGGCCACACUGCCCCAUUUAGGAGAGAGACCAGCCCGCGCUGCAUUGGCAGCAUGGCUAGAACAGCUGAGAGUUGCUCCGGCCCACGCUGCCCAACGCAGCAUGGGCCAAUCUCCUUCCCUAGUGGGGGGCAUACAAGCAGGUAUGCUGCAGCCCUGCACCAACACUUUUGGGGAGAGCUCCAGCCAGGGGAAAGAUGCAGGGCAGGUAAGGGCACCCUCCCUGCCCCUUAAAGGACCCCUCGCCUCCAAACCGGCUCAAACGCCAGACUUCUGAACUGGUUCAGUGUUCCACAAAAGGAGUGCCAAACCUGUUCUUGCACAUCCCUUCUGGUAGGUCCAGUCAGACCCAGAACAAAUGUAAUACAAUCAUUUUAUACCUGCUAUAAUUUACUGACAGGUGUGUUUUUUCCCCCAAACAUUGUAGGUAGUGCCACCCAGCACGUACACAUUUUAUAGACUAUUAAGUCUACACGUCACCAACAUCUUGCCCACUUCCCAGAAUCAUUCCAAAAAAUGUGCUUGUUUAGAGGUACUGUUGACUGGUACCCCUGUCCAAAGGAUAUUGCAAUCUCCUGGGUGUUUUUUCCAUUCCUUGUCCAUUUGAUGCCAUUGUGAUCUGCUAUUUCUCCCUCAAGGAUAUCAUUUCACUGGCACACUGACUGGUUGCGUAACUCUAGCCCUAUGCCUCACUUCCUAGUACCAAGCACAAAGGGAAAAACAGUUUCCAGAAGCAUUUCUGGCCUGCUUGAUUCUGUUCAGUUCCCAAACCUUGACCAAAAUACUGCUAAGUUUAUGUAUAAGCUUCUUUAUGUUGAUAACUAUUGUUAUUAUGGAGCAAUUUAGAAAUUGUGCAACAAAACAUGUAACCCCUGGUCUGUUCAGAAAGGCUGUGAGGUUCUGACUAGUUAUGAUGACCCAUGUCACCCAUCCAGAAAGUGCUGGCCCCCCCUCACUCUGAUUCAGCUGUGUUUGCCCUCAAUGAAAUCAUCUCACUUGCUGCAUGAUCCCUGAUUGCCUGGAACUACUCAAGGAUGUAGAGAUUAUGGGUAGGAGGGAUGGCACUGAAGCAACACCAACUUGAGGAAACAAUGGCUGAGAAUCACUGUGAAUAACAGCCAAAAAAUAAUUGCAAUAAGAAGGGUAAGGUAGGAUGACUUUUGGGGGAUCUCAAAAGCACAAUCUUUGCCCCAAAAUGCUUGCAGGUAAAUAUUCAGUGCAGCCUUAAUUUUUGUUACUCACAAUAAAGGCAAUAUUUGAGAAAGUUGUUAGAGGCCAUUUUUUCCAUCCCAUUUAAUAAUAAUAAUAAUUAUUAUUAUUAUUAUUAUUAUUAUUAUUAUUAUUAUUAUUAUUAUUAUUAUUCGAUUUCUAUACCGCCCUUCCAAAAAUGGCUCAGGGCCGUUUACAAAGAGAAAUAACAAAUAAAAUGGCUCCCUGUCCCCAAAGGGCUCACAUUCUAAAAAGAAACAUAAGACACACACCAGCAACAGUCGCUGGAAGUACUGUGCUGGGGGUGGAUAGGGCCAGUUACUCUCCCCCUGCUAAAUAAAGAGAAUCACCACGGUAAAAGGUGCCUCUUUGCCCAGUUAGCAGGGGGUUGAAGCACGUAUUUGAAGCACGUAUGUGUGUAGUUCAGGUUAAACAAAAGUUCCCUAUUUCAAAGAAUGCUGCCGCUUUUCGUGGUCUUUGUAUAGUGCCCCCUUGGAGUUCAAUUCCAUCUACAAAGAUAUUUGUUGACAUUAUUAUUGCUAGGUUAUGAAAAAAAUUUUAAAAACCUUCAACGUAUGAGCAUAAAGUAUUAAAAUAUUCAUUGUAAAGAUGUAAGAAACUUCAUUUUUAAAAUUACUGUUUCCCUUUUUCAUCCAAUUUCUAUUGCAAUUUUCUGAUGAAAUCUGAGAAACUGACAGCUGCUUUCCACAUCCCAAUGGAUUACUCCCAGUUCAUCUCCAGUAUAAGUGCAGCAAGGCAACCAAAUCCUGUGAGAAUUUCCUCUAAGCUGGCAAAGAAGAUGUCCUCUGUGAUAAUGCUUUCUGGGGGUAUGCCGAACCCUGACUCUUUCCCAAUAAAAGCAGCAAGUAUCAGCCUUGUUGAUGGAACCACCCUUGAAAUUAGGGAGCAGCUUAUGAAGAGAGCACUCCAGUAUUGUCCUACAAAUGGAAUUCACGAAUUAUUGUCCUGGUUAGAAGACUUACAGAUGAAGCUCCAUAACCCACCAACAGCUAAGUAUGCUCCUGAGAAAGGACAAAUGAAGAUAUGCAUCACUGCAGGCAGCCUGGAUGGAAUUAAUAAAGUUUUCGAUAUGCUUCUUAAUCCAGGAGAUAACGUCCUUGUUGAUGAACCAAAUUUUCCUGGGAUACUGUCAGGGCUAAGGCCCUUGGGAUGUAACAUUAUCAAAGCCCCUAGCGACCAGCAUGGUAUCAUUCCAAAUGCCUUGAAGGAAGUCCUUUCUCAGUGGAGAACUGACAAUGUACAUAAGUUCCAAGGCAAGACCCUGAAGUUCCUAUACACCGUUCCAAAUGGUGGCAACCCUUCUGGAAGUUCCUUGACAGCAGAACGCAAAAAAGAGAUUUACCAGCUUGCCAGAGAAUACAACUUCCUCAUCAUAGAAGAUGACCCAUACUAUUUUCUUCAGUUUGGAAAGACAAAAGCACCUUCAUUUCUGUCUAUGGAUGUUGAUGGUCGAGUCAUCAGAUGUGAUUCUUUCUCUAAAGUUAUUUCCUCUGGGUUGAGGGUAGGCUAUCUAACAGGACCUGCACCUCUUAUUGACAGGGUAAUUCUACAUCUACAGGUCUCAACAAUGCAGGCCAGCUCUUUUACACAGAUCAUUGUAUUACAACUAUUUGAAAAGUGGGGACAAAAGGGUUUCCUGGAGCAUACAGAUAGGGUGGCAGAAUUCUACAAAAAGCAGCGGGAUGCAAUGCUUGCUGCAGCAGACAAAUGGCUGAAAGGUUUAGCAAACUGGUAUAUUCCGAAUGCUGGCCUGUUUCUGUGGAUUAAAAUUAAGGGGGUUUCUGAUACUCACCAGAUGGUCACAGGAAAAGCAUUAGACAGAGGGGUGGCUUUGCUUCCUGGAAAAGGCUUUAUGAUUAAUGGUACAGAACCAUGCCCCUACGUCAGAGUAUCCUUCUCUUUUGCUUCUCCGGAUGAAAUGGACCAGGCUUUCCAGAAGCUUGCUGAACUUAUAAAGGAAGAAAGUGAAUGAAAGCCUGUGGCAAAGCGGCAUUUACCAAAACCUUCCCUGGCUGACAUUCAGACUGUGCUUCUAAUUUCACUGAAUGAGCUGCUAAAUAAAUCAUUUAUUUUA